AUGCCUUCUGCACUAGUCCAUGGCCUGGGGGCGCUGACUACUUCCAUACUUUGUAUCAUUAUCUACCGACUCUCCUUGCAUCCGUUAGCCAAACUUCCUGGACCCAAGCUCGCUGGAGUAUCGACGCUAUGGCUAGCAUGGCACGUGCGAAAAGGAAGAAACCACAUCUUCAUGCCAGAGCUGCAUAAGAAAUACGGACCAAUUGUGCGGAUCGCACCGAACCAAGUCCUCGUCUGCUCGGAAGAUGCAAUCCGACAAGCAUACGGCGCAGGAAGUCCCUUCACCAAAGGCCAAUGGUACCAAGUCUGCGCGGCCCCCGACUCCCGCCGCAAAGGCGAGAACCGCUUCGAUCUGCUCACCGAAACAAACAUGAACCGGUACAAGCACCAGCGACGCGCCAUUGGACCUGCAUACUCCAUCAAAGGCAUGGAGAAGCACGAAGCGCUGCUGGACUCCUACAUCACGCACUUCAUUUCCACCCUGCAUAGCCUCAAUGAAGAGUUCGUCGAUCUGAGCGAGUGGAUGCACAUCUUCGCUCUCGACGCGCUAGCCACUGUAACGCUAUCCAAAAGCGUCGACUACACCAGUAAACGCAAUGACGACGGCAACAUGUCCGCAAGCGAUAAGCACUGGGCGUACUUCACCGUCGUGGGGCUGUUCCCGUGGUUAGUCGAGCUCACGCAGAGUAUCCCGAAAAUCGGAAUGUAUCUCAUGAUGCCCAUCGCGCUCGCCUUCGGUCUGCCAAUCCCGACCGGUCUCCCGAUUUUCAAAUUCGCCGUACCGAAUGUACUGGAUCGGUUGUCCAAACUCGAUAGUACGGCGGGGAUUAAGCCGCCCGCGGAUCGACCGGGGCUUGUUACCAGCGUAAGGGAUACGCAGGAAGGCCAGGAGGUGGACGAAGAUCCUCCGGGCGAGGAGAAAGAUCUCUUGGCGAGCUUGAUGAAACUGCAUGCGGAUAAGGAGGCGAGGUUCCAUCCGGCGUGGGUGCUGGGCAUUUCGUUAACGAAUUUUGGUGCGGGACAUGAUACGACGACGAUUACGCUGACGUCAUGCGUGUGGAAUAUUGCGAAGCAUGCGGAGGUUCAGAAGAGAUUGCAGAGGGAGUUCCAGGAGAAGAGGAUAACCAGAGAAAGUUCGUACACCGACAUCGUUGGAGAAGUACCGUAUCUAUGGGCCGUUAUGAAGGAGAGCAUGCGCCUAUUUCCGGCUAUUGGUUUCAUGAUGCCCCGCGUCGUUCCCAAAGACGGUGCCAAAGUUGCAGGCAGAUAUCUCCCCGCCGGGACGACGAUAGGGGUCAGUCUCUACGCCACGCACAGCGAUUCCUCCAUGUUCCCCAACCCAAAAAAGUUCCUACCCGAGAGGUGGUUAAGCGACGGGACAAAGGAGAAGAAGAGGGAGAUCGGACGCUUGGAUGCGUGUUGGAUGGGCUUUGGCGGUGGGAGCCGGAGUUGUCCGGGGCAGUAUCUAGCACGCUUCCUCGUAGUUCACUUGUUAGCGAGGCUAGUGCUGGAGUUCGAUAUGCAAGUGAAGGGGUCGCCGGUGCUGAAGGGGUGGUUUUCGGUGCAUUUGCAUGGUGUGGAUGUGUCUUUUCGACCGAGGGUGUGA
Molecule: messenger RNA, 1605 nt
Organism: Trematosphaeria pertusa
Lineage: Eukaryota; Fungi; Ascomycota; Dothideomycetes; Pleosporales; Trematosphaeriaceae
Product: cytochrome P450
Exons: 2
Coding region: 1-1605 (534 amino acids)
Molecular function (GO): oxidoreductase activity, acting on paired donors, with incorporation or reduction of molecular oxygen; monooxygenase activity; iron ion binding
Source: RefSeq, a predicted model, not a curated record